Olea europaea var. sylvestris is the source of this 1813-nucleotide messenger RNA. RefSeq names its product transcription factor bHLH112-like. Lineage: Eukaryota; Viridiplantae; Streptophyta; Magnoliopsida; Lamiales; Oleaceae. Gene Ontology annotation, cellular component: nucleus. The record is from RefSeq and is a predicted model, not a curated record. Gene Ontology annotation, biological process: regulation of transcription by RNA polymerase II. Bases 102 to 1580 code for a protein of 492 amino acids. Gene Ontology annotation, molecular function: RNA polymerase II cis-regulatory region sequence-specific DNA binding; DNA-binding transcription factor activity, RNA polymerase II-specific; protein dimerization activity. The transcript is spliced from 7 exons.
CUUAUCGAUCAAAUGCAUCCUUAUAUUCAAAGCCCUCACUGAAUGCAAACACAGACAUUAUAGAAAACCUCUAUAUCAUUUCAGUACUCUUAAUUAAAGAUAUGGCUGAAGAAUGUCAUGAAAGAACUGCUGCUGCUACCUCCUCCUCUUUGUAUAAUUGGUUGCCAGAUCUCCAUGCAAGUUCUUUAUCUUCUUGGAGCACAAAUAAUCCAUGGAGCCAACAAAAUAACAGCUCCAAUUCUUCUGGUGAAGAGGAUAUUUCCAUGUUUACGACGUACACAAAUGUUUCUAAUCAGUCUGGUUUCAGUGUCGAGUCGUCGCACAGACUGGUAGAAAGUGUUUCGACUAAUGAGCUGGUUAGCGAAACGGGUUCUGAUAAUCACUCCUGGAGCCAUCUUGUUCUAAAUGGUUGCAAUGGGGACUUGCAGAACAGUAAAUAUGUUGGAGAGAAUCUACUAGAUGAAUUUUCAUCAAAAAACUUGCCGGUUAAGAUGUUUGAUCCUCAACAUGACUACUUGAAGAAAAUGGACAAUGAAUGGGAUCUCACGAAUUUCCGAUAUUUAAACUGUACCAACAAACAGUUAAACGAGAGCUCGGAUGAAACUGAAAGGCUAAACAAGCUGUCAAAUUCAUUCUGCAAUCAGUGUACAUCAUCAUAUCACCAUCAGUUUGGUUUAUGUUCUUGCAAUACAUCAUUAAGUUCCGUAUUAAAGAACUGUGGCAACAGUUUGAUGUCUUCUAGAGGAAACAUGGACAAGAAUUUCAGCUCAAUAUUGUCAGAUCGAAAUAGUCGUGAAAUGAAAGUAGAAAAUAUAGGAGGAGGCAGUGAGGCAACAGGGACUGCAUUUCCUAGGUUGUUCAGCAGUGCUAAUGAAGGGAGUAAAUAUCAAAUGACCUCUAUCAAGAACACAGCCAUAGGGGGUGAUCAUGGCAGAUACCACAGUGGAUUAAAUCAACCAGAUAAUCAAUGGAAUAAUACAAACAAGCCAUGGAUCGAUAUCAAUUCAUCUAAAUCCGAUCUCGAAACUUUGAAUUUAUCAGAUUCUAAGAAGAGGCUGCAACAAACUUCCUAUCCAUUUCAGUCUACCAUAGCAACAAGCUCUACAGACAUAACACGAAGCAACGUGAGGGCACAAAGAAUUAGAAAUCAUGAAGGAAAGAAGAAAAGAAGUGAAGAGAGUUCAGGCACAUGCACAGUUGCGAAGAAGCCUAUGCUUCAACAUCCAACAGUCUCAUCUACAAAGACGCAGGCUCCCAAAGUAAAGCUUACAGACAAAAUCACAGUUCUUCAGCAAAUCGUGUCGCCAUUCGGAAAGACUGACACAGCAUCUGUUUUAUGGGAGGCAAUUUGCUAUAUAAGGUUUCUCCAAGAACAAAUACAGUUAUUGAGCAACCCCUACAUGAAGAACAACUCAUGCAAGGAUCCAUGGGGAGGAUUGGAUAUGGUGGACAUGGAGGUAGAUGAUCUGAAGAGUCGAGGUCUUUGUUUAGUUCCGAUUUCGUGGGCACCUCAAAUAUAUGGCGACAACAAUGGGUCUGACUACUUUGCUCCACCGUAUAGAGGAUGUUUGUACAGAUGAAAUAAUUAGUAUGGAGGAAAAGGUCGAUGGUUAAAAAUAAAUUUAUGUGUGGAAACUGGAAAGGCAGAUCCUUGUUUUCUUAAUAAAUUGGUCGAUGUAAUAAGCUAGCUUCCAUUGUAUACAUUGUAAUAAAAUUUGAAAUGUAUCGCGCAAUGUAUAAACUUAUAUGUAUUCUAUGUUGGAGAGAGUUUUGAGAUUAUCGUUUAUACAUUGUACGAUGUAUCGAAGAGUAA